Molecule: messenger RNA, 7509 nt
Organism: Arctia plantaginis
Lineage: Eukaryota; Metazoa; Arthropoda; Insecta; Lepidoptera; Erebidae
Source: the annotation of a GenBank genome assembly
AUGUUGAAAUGCGCAUUACCUAGAAACCUCUUUAAACGCACCAAGUUGCAGCAAGGAAGUGAUUCCACUGAUUUGACCUUGGCUAGCUCAUCGACUUCCUAUGAUAAUUUAGCCUCAGAAGAAACGACUGACCCUCCUGAAGAAACUACCAAUGUACCAACAAUUAUCAUUCCCAAACCAGCAAUGAGACUUAAUGUUCAUGUUUAUCAGACUGAAAAAAAGGAAAUUAGAAAGAUGGCACCGACAACAAUAUCAGAGGAUAGAUUGACUUCUGGACACCGCCUGUCUCACCCACCGCCUGGAGAAGAGAUUCUCAUCUCUGGAGUAUCAGGCUACUUCCCCGACUCAGACUCCGUCAUACACCUGCAAGAAAAUCUAUUUAAUAAGGUGGAUCUUAUCUCCGGAGAUGCUCGUCGUUGGAAACUUGCUCACCCUGAAAUCCCUCAGCGGACAGGAAAGAUCAACAAUGUCAAUAAGUUUGAUGCUUCGUUCUUCGGCGUGCACUACAAGCAGGCCCACACAAUGGACCCUAUGUGCAGAAUCUUGCUCGAGAAGGCCUACGAGGCUAUUAUUGACGCUGGUGUUAAUCCCAGGGAACUUCGGGACACAAAGACUGGUGUGUUCGUAGGAGCUUGCUUUUCGGAAUCUGAAAAAACUUGGUUCUACGAAAAGAUGCAGGUCAACGGCUUCGGUAUUACUGGGUGCUCCCGUGCUAUGCUGGCCAAUCGAAUCUCUUAUUGGUUGGGAGUGACUGGGCCUUCGUACACAGUGGACACUGCUUGCUCAAGUUCUCUCUACGCCUUAGAACAUGCCUUCAGGGCCAUCCGUGACGGCCACUGUGAUUCUGCCAUCGUCGGAGGAUCUAACCUUUGUCUUCAUCCUUACGUAUCAUUACAGUUCUCCAGGUUAGGAGUAUUAUCACCAGACGGCAGCUGUAAGAGUUUUGAUAACAGUGCCAACGGUUAUGCCAGAUCUGAAGCUAUCGUUGUAGUCUUUUUGCAAAAAGCCAAGGAUUCCAGAAGGGUGUAUGCUCAACUUCUCCACGCCAAGACUAACUGCGACGGUUAUAAAGAACAGGGUAUCACUUACCCAGCUGGUCAGAUCCAGAAACUUCUCCUCAGUGAGUUCUACGAAGAGUGCUCCAUUCCACCGUCCAUCUUAGAGUUUGUCGAAGCUCACGGCACAGGUACUAAAGUAGGAGACCCUGAAGAGUUAAUGGCUAUAGACGAGAUCUUCUGCACCGGUCGCUCUGACCCGCUUUUUAUUGGUUCCAUCAAGUCCAACUUAGGUCACAGCGAACCUGCCUCUGGACUGUGCUCUGUGGCUAAGCUCUGCAUUGCCUACAGCACCGGUUACAUUCCACCAAAUCUUCAUUUCACUGUUCCCCGUGAAGGCGUAACAGCAUUAGCCGAAAACAGGUUAAAGGUCAUAACAGAAAAGCAACCAUGGAAUAGAGGCAUGUCUGGAAUAAACAGUUUUGGUUUUGGAGGAGCCAAUGCUCAUGUCUUAUUAAAGAACAUCGCUAGGGACAAGGUCAACAAAGGCAUGCCAUCUGACGACCUACCUCGCUUGGUCUGCGUUUCUGGUCGCACUGAGUCAGCUGUGGCCAGGAUCUUGGAUGAUCUGGAAUCUAGGACUGUUGAUGCUGAGCUGAUCAGAUUACUGCAUGCUAUUCAUGAUGAUGACAUCCAAGGACAUGUAGUUAGAGGAUACACACUUUUGGAAUCCACACCUACCACAGCAGUAUCAAGAGCUCGUGAAAUUGAAUACUUCUCCGGAGUUCGCAGACCGGUCUGGUUUGUGUACUCUGGCAUGGGUUCCCAAUGGUCUGGCAUGGGCAAGGAGCUUAUGAGAAUCCCAGUUUUUGCUGCAAGCAUCGAAAAAUGCCAUAAAGCACUUGAACCUAAAGGCAUCAACUUAACCAAGAUCAUCACGGACGCUGAUCCCACAAUUUACGAUAACAUCCUGAACUCUUUUAUUGGCAUUGCUGCUGUGCAGAUAGGUCUCACCGACAUCCUCAAGACCAUUGGCAUCGAACCAGAUUAUAUCAUUGGUCAUAGUGUUGGCGAACUCGGCUGCGCUUACGCUGAUGGCUGCUUUACCGCUGAAGAGAUGAUUUUGUCUGCAUAUAGCAGAGGCUUGGCUUCUCUUGAAACUCCUUUCAUUAAAGGAUCUAUGGCUGCUGUUGGUCUGGGAUACAACCAGAUCAAAACAAUGUGCCCUCCGGAAAUAGAUGUAGCCUGUCACAACGGCCCUGACUCCUGCACCAUCUCAGGUCCUGCUGACGUCAUGAAGAGCUUCGUUGCCAAAUUGACAGCCGAUGGUAUUUUCGCCAAAGAGGUCCCUUGCUCAAACAUAGCAUACCACUCACGCUAUAUUGCCGAAGCUGGUCCAACUCUGCUGAAAUACCUGAAAAAAGUGAUCAAAUCACCGAAGCCACGCUCAGACCGUUGGGUAUCCACCUCUAUACCACAAACUCAAUGGAAGGACGAAAAGGCCAGACUGUCUUCUGCUGAAUAUCAUACAAAUAACCUCUUGAGCGCAGUACUGUUCGAAGAAACAUCCCGGCUCAUUCAUCAGAAUGCUAUCACCAUCGAAAUUGCACCUCAUGGUCUUCUACAAGCCAUCCUUCGUCGCUCUCUGAAGAAAGACGUCAUCAACAUUCCUCUCACACAAAGCUACCAUAAGGACAACGUUGAAGUGCUCUUAACAGCAAUCGGAAAACUUUACGAAUCUGGGUUAAACCCUCACAUGGCCAACAUUUACCCGCACAUUCCAUUCCCAGUUUCACAGGGUACUCCGAUGCUAUCUCAUUUAGUUGAGUGGGAACACAGUGAAGAUUGGUACGUGACGUCAUACAAAGCCCAAGAAAAGAUGAAAUCUGGUGAGAGAACAGUUAGAAUGUCCAUUAUUGAUGAAGACAGCGAAUACUUAGUUGGACACGUUGUUGACAGUCGUAACUUGUACCCUGCCACUGGUUAUCUUGUCUUGGUUUGGGAAACUCUUGGUAUGAUGAUGGGAGAACUGUUCACUGAAGUGUCUGUGGUGUUCGAAAAUGUUCGAUUCCAACGAGCCACAAACAUCCCUAAGGAAGGAAAUCUAGAGUUCAUUAUAAUGAUCCAGAAAGGCAGCGGCAAUUUUGAGAUCGUAGAAAGUGGUGCGUCAAUUGUGACUGGCCGUAUCUAUGCCAAGAAAAAUGUUGGACAGGACUAUCGAGUGCUCCCAAGCACACCAGAGUCUAGUAGUCCUAAUGUUAAACAUAUGCUUACAAAAGACUUUUACAAGGAACUUCGUCUUAGAGGAUAUCAAUACAGUGGUUCGUUCCGCGGUGUUCUUGGUUGCAACAUUGAUGGCACGCGUGGUCGUCUCUCUUGGGUCAACAACUGGGUCACUUUCAUGGAUUGCAUGCUACAGAUGAAGAUUAUCGGCCAAGACACCAGAGGUCUCUUUGUUCCUACCAGAAUCGAAAAGCUUUCUAUUGACGCCAAUAUGCAUUACAACGCCAUUUCCAAGAUGAACCCUGACUCGACUAAGAACUCGUUCGAGGUCCGCGUGUAUCCUCAUGUUGACGUUAUUAGGGCUGGUGGUGUAGAAAUCCGUGGUCUCCACGCCACUCCGAUUACAAAGAGGCUGCCACUAGGAGUUCCUGUUCUUGAGAAGAACAUAUUUGUCCCUCACUUUGGCAAAUCUAAGAUGGCGGUUGAAGAUAUUCUGCGCUCAAACCUUCAGUUAGUCUUAGAGAAUAUUCAAACCUACAAAGUCAAGUGUAUUGAAUUAGCUGAUGAAGAAUAUAAAAAUAAUGACUUAAAUCCGUUAUUAGAAAAAGUUGGUGAUGUUCUUGGAGACCUUCCACUAGUACAGGCAGAAUUACUGUUAAUAUCUAAUGAACCUAUUGAAAUGCCUUCUCAUAUAACUGUGGAGAAUAAGAAACUACAGGGCGAGAGUAAUGCUGUAGUGUGCAUUGGUGCCAAUCUUUUAAGCAGACCUGAAGUACUUCAACAAGCUAUAUCGACCCUCCGAGAUAAAUGCUUCAUCAUCAGUCGCGAGAAAGACCGUCCUGACCCCAAGCAAUAUUCUGGCAUAUACGACAUUGUAACUAUUCAAGAUACUGGCAUUGAGUACUUAGUCCUCUUCAGAAAGCGCGUGGGGGCAAGACCAGCUAAAUUUGUUAGAAUCCUUGCUUCAGACCAGAGUUUUUCAUGGAUCGACAAAGUCAAGGAGGAGCUCAAAGAAGGACAAAAACUUGUUUUGUAUACUCAAAAUGAGCACAUCAAUGGUCUACUAGGUUUAGUUAACUGCUUGAGGAGGGAACCUGGUGGUGAAGUCGUCAGUGGUUUGCUGAUUUCUGACCCAUCUGCUCCUGAAUUUAACCCUGAUUUGGAGUUCUAUGAAGAGAUACUGGAUAAGGAUUUAGCUUUGAACGUUUAUCAGAAUGGUCAAUGGGGAACUUACCGCCACCUUCUUCUUGGUGACUUGGAUACUAUCCGGGUAAACCACGCGUUUGUUAAUACUACAACUAUUGGAGACCUGUCUUCUUUAAGGUGGCUCGAAGGCCCAAUCAGACCCAACGAUAAGCAUGUCUUCAAAAAUCCAUCAAGUGUACUUGUACAUGUGUACUGCUCUGCACUUAACUUCCGUGAUGUAAUGACAGCAACAGGUCGUGUAACAGUUGAUGCUGUAGCUCGUGGCCGUAUUGCGCAGGAGUGUGUGCAAGGUUUUGAGAUUGUCGGCAAGACACCAAAUGGUUCACGAGUUAUGGGCAUGGUUUGUAACGCUGGUCUGGCGAACGUAGUUCAAGGUGACAAUGAUUUACUAUGGGCCAUUCCUGAAGAAUGGAGUUUUGAAGAAGCUGCCACUAUUCCUGUGGCUUACGGAACAGUUUACUAUUCUAUGGUGAUGGUGGGCAAAAUGCAACGGGGAGAAUCCAUCCUCAUCCACGCUGGAUCUGGUGGUGUUGGCCAAGCUGCCAUCAAUGUAGCUUUGUUUUACAAUUGUGAAGUAUUUACAACUGUUGGUACCGCAGAAAAGAGAGCAUUCAUCAAAAAACUUUUCCCACAACUUAAAGAUAGUCAUAUUGGUAACUCUCGUGACACCUCCUUUGAAGACAUGAUCAGAAGAGAGACUAACGGCAAAGGUGUCGACAUGGUAGUCAACUCUUUAUCAGAUGAGAAACUACAAGCCUCAGUGCGUUGCCUGGCGCACCGUGGUCGUUUCCUUGAGAUCGGCAAGUUCGACAUCAGCAAUAACACACCUAUUGGCAUGUACUUCUUCUCGAAGGAAACCUCCUUCCACGGCAUUAUGUUGGAUUACAUCUUUAAUCAAAGCUUCUCCUUCAGAAAGCGGCUGCAAAACCUUCUGAUAUCCGGUAUCGAGUCUGGGGCUGUAAGGCCUCUCACUUAUUGUACAUUUGAGAAGACAGAAGUUGAGUCUGCAUUCCGUUACAUGGCGGCUGGUAAACAUAUUGGCAAGGUGAUCAUCAAGAUCCGUGAUGAGGAACCCAGUUCCCAACGAGUAUUACCCACUAACAUACCGGUUGUCGCUCUGCCUAGGUACAACUGUCACGAGGAUCAUGUAUACAUCGUUGUAGGUGGUCUUGGAGGAUUCGGUCUUGAAUUAGCCGACUGGCUAAUCAUGAGAGGCGGUCGUAAGGUCGUCCUUACCUCUCGCAGAGGAAUCACAAAUGGGUACCAGGCGUCCCGACUUAAGGCUUGGACUUCUUACGGCGCUGACAUUAAAAUCUCAACCCACGAUGUCACAACUGAGUCUGGCUGCGAACAAAUGCUAAAGAUGGCUUUAGACAUGGGUCCAGUUGAUGCAAUCUUUAACCUUGCUGUUAUCUUAAAGGACUCUAUUUUCCAAAACCAGACACCCGAGACUUUCAAGACCUCGUAUGGACCUAAAGCUUUGGCAACAUUGAAUUUGGAUAAACUAUCCAGGAAACUGUGUCCAGGUUUAAAGGACUUUGUCAUCUUUUCAUCAGUGUCUUGCGGUCGUGGAAACGCAGGUCAGACGAACUAUGGUUUAUCAAACUCCGUGAUGGAAAGGAUCUGUGAAUGGAGACAUCAGCUUGGACUCCCGGCUCUUGCUAUACAGUGGGGAGCCAUUGGUGAUGUCGGUUUGGUAGCUGACAUGCAAGACGAUGACGUGCAACUUGAAAUUGGUGGUACUCUCCAGCAGAGGAUUUCCUCUUGUCUGAAUGCUCUGGACAAGUUCCUGAAACAAGAUGCUCCUAUCGUCUCUUCCAUCGUAGUAGCUGAAAAGAAGGCUGGUGGAACUGGCUGUGGCAACAUUGUGGAUGCCGUAGCACAGAUUAUGGCUAUCAAGGACCUGAAAACGGUAUCACAGCAAGUGUCCUUAGCCGAGUUGGGAAUGGACAGUAUGAUGGCGGUGGAGAUAAAGCAAACCUUGGAGCGAGAGUUUGAGAUCUUCCUCACCGCGCAAGACAUUAGGACACUUACCUUUGCAAGAUUGGUAGAACUAACGGCGCAACGAGAAGCAGCAGCAUCUACGGCUGCGUCCCGUCCUGCCCAUAUUGAAGGAGCUGCUGGUCUUAAAGUUAUCAUGAGGAACUUUGGUGAUGAAAAGCUGGUGUCAGAACCUCUUGUCUACAUGUCUUCUUUGGUCGGCGACGGUGUCGAGGGUGAAGAAGAAGUACACGUUAUGGAACGUGUUAUGUUCAUGUUACCAGGUAUAGAAGGAUGUGCUGCAGUAUUAGAACCUCUCUGUAGAAGGCUCAAGAUCAAGGUCUGUGUGCUACAACUUGGUACAGAGCAUAAGAGCGAGAAUAUGGAACAGAUGGUGAACAGACUGUACCAGUCGGUGAUAUCAAGGUUGGCUCCUGGUGCACCAUUCUGGUUACUGGGAUACAGUUUCGGUUCACUGCUCAUACUAGAGUUGGCAUCGAGACUUGAAAGUGAAGGUUUCAAGGGAACAGUAUUCUGCUUAGACGGUGCUCCAGAUUUUCUCCACGCCCUUUUAACCAUGACGAUCAGUUUCAAAAACGACUUCCAGCUACAAAACAAUUUACUGUGUCACAUAAUCGAUAUCGUUGCACCUAAUAAUGACACCAGUAAAGGUUUGUUAGACCAACUCAACAAAAUCGAGUCAUACGAAGAAAGAGUUGAACUUUCUAUUAAGGCUUCACCAAUUCAAUCUAAGUACUCUAACAAAUUCAUUGCUGAUGUUGCCACUGUAAGCUUCGAUCGCCUUAAAGUAGUUUUAGACUAUAAUACCAAAAAUUUCAAAAAGCUACAAUCUCCAAUAAUUUUGCUCCGACCAAAGGACAAUCCGCCAUUCAUUGUUGUUGAAGAGAACUAUGGCCUUGACAAAUUCACUGAAAAUAAAAUUACAGUACAUUAUCUUGAAGGUAACCACAUUAGUAUCAUUGAAAAUAAGGAUUGUGCUAAUAUUAUUAAUAGGGUUCUAGUCGAAAACGAAGAACAAAAAGGUAAAACUGGCGAAAAUGUUGUCACUAGCAUUGUUGAAAGUCAAUUAAAAGUUCAAGUGUAA